Neoarius graeffei (lesser salmon catfish) is the source of this 1902-nucleotide messenger RNA. Its product is annotated as sodium- and chloride-dependent creatine transporter 1-like. The coding region runs from base 1 to 1902 and encodes 633 amino acids. The record is from RefSeq and is a predicted model, not a curated record. Gene Ontology annotation, cellular component: membrane. Lineage: Eukaryota; Metazoa; Chordata; Actinopteri; Siluriformes; Ariidae. Gene Ontology annotation, biological process: sodium ion transmembrane transport. The transcript has a single exon.
AUGGAGAGGAGCACUCUGAGUGCAGACUGCUGCGUGAUGGAGGAGAAUAAAAGCCAUCUCAGUCCCAAUGGGAGACACAAGGCCGCCAAUGGCAUCCCGAUCACCGCAAACGGCAACACAGUCCACAUGCAGCCGCAGAGAGAGACAUGGACCCGACCGAUGGACUUCAUCAUGUCCUGUGUGGGCUUCGCUGUCGGUCUGGGGAAUGUGUGGCGCUUCCCUUACCUGUGCUACAAAAAUGGUGGAGGAGUCUUUCUCAUUCCCUAUGUGUUUUUUAUAUUUCUCGGUGGAAUUCCUACCUUCUUUCUGGAAAUUUCUCUGGGCCAGUUCAUGAAGGCUGGAGGCAUCGCUGUGUGGAACAUCGCUCCUCUCUUUAAAGGACUCGGCUAUGCUUCGACAGUCAUAGUGUUCUUCUGCAACACCUACUACAUCGUGGUCUUGGCAUGGAGUUUAUAUUACCUCAUCCAAUCCUUUACGAAGACACUGCCCUGGUCUACCUGCACCAACUACUGGAACACAGAAGACUGCGUUGAGACCUUCCACCACGACGCCUGCAAGAAUGGAACCAUCAGCAACUACACCUUCAUGAACAAGACCUGUAAGGAGUUAGAGAACGCCACAUCUCCCAUCAUUGAGUUCUGGGAGAAUAAGGUGCUGCGUAUCUCCAAAGGCCUGGACGAUAUGGGACAGAUGAACUGGGAGAUAAUUCUGUGUCUGAUAGCUGUCUGGCUGGUGGUCUACUUCUGCAUAUGGAAGGGAGUAAAGUCGACAGGAAAGAUUGUGUAUUUCACUGCCCUGUUCCCCUACAUUAUCCUGAGCAUUCUCCUGGUAAGAGGUGUGACCCUUUCUGGGGCUUAUGAUGGGAUCAUGUACUAUCUGAAGCCUGACUGGUCAAAGAUUAAAGAGGCCCAGGUCUGGAUCGAUGCUGGUACUCAAGUGUUCUUUUCUUACGCCAUCGGACUCGGAGCCCUGAGUGCUCUCGGCAGUUAUAACCAAUUCAACAACAACUGCUACAGGGAUACGUUUGUGUUGGCCCUGAUAAACAGCGGCACCAGUUUCUUCUCUGGCUUUGUAGUUUUUUCCAUUCUGGGCUUCAUGGCUGUUGAGCAAGGUGUGGACAUCUCAAAAGUGGCAGAGUCAGGACCGGGCCUGGCGUUCAUCGCGUACCCCAAAGCUGUGUCGAUGAUGCCCGUGGCACCACUCUGGUCUGUACUUUUCUUUUUCAUGCUGCUGACACUGGGGUUGGACAGUCAGUUUGUUGGAGUAGAAGGCUUUAUAACUGCCAUCCUGGAUCUGCUCCCUCAGCGCUUUAAAAAGCGAAAAAUCAUUGUGGCGAUCUGCUGCAUGCUUUGGUUUAUUAUAGGUCUCUCCAUGGCUACACAGGGAGGGAUGUAUGUCUUCCAAAUUUUUGACUAUUAUUCAGCCAGUGGAAUGACCCUGUUGUGGCAGGCAUUCUGGGAAUGCAUGGUUGUCGCUUGGGUUUAUGGUGCUGAUAGGUUUAUGAAUGAUAAUAUUGGCCAUAUGAUCGGUUACCGGCCUCUCCCUUGGAUGAAGUGGUGCUUGUCGUUUCUUACUCCAUGUGUUUGCAUGGGAAUAUUCGUGUUCCACCUGGUGAACUACAAGCCUCUUACCUACAAGAAGACGUACAUGUACCCGUGGUGGGGGGAGAUGAUCGGAUGGUGGAUGGCUCUCUCCUCCAUGCUCUGCAUCCCUCUUAGCGUCAUCUACAAGCUCAUCAUGGCCAAAGGAUCCUUCAGAGGGCGCUGGGAGAGUCUGACCAAACCCGUGUGGGGUGCACAUCAUUCGGAGUACAUGGAAACUGAUGUGGACAACAGAAGCCCGUCGUCGCUCUCCCCAGGCAUCGAAGACAACGUGGUCAUCGUCCUCAAGAGCACUAUGUAG